Messenger RNA from Jaminaea rosea, 1602 nucleotides. RefSeq names its product fumble. Gene Ontology annotation, cellular component: cytosol; nucleus. Lineage: Eukaryota; Fungi; Basidiomycota; Exobasidiomycetes; Microstromatales. The annotation marks the transcript as partial. Gene Ontology annotation, molecular function: ATP binding; pantothenate kinase activity. The transcript has 3 exons. The record is from RefSeq and is a predicted model, not a curated record. Gene Ontology annotation, biological process: coenzyme A biosynthetic process.
AUGGAGGCCCCCGUCCCACUUCCCGUCAAUGUCGACACGACGGGGGCAAAGAUCAUGGAGGACGGUUCAUCGCACCCAGACCAGCGAGACUCGAGAGACAUCUACCUGCCCAACCACAUUGAGACUCUGUCGCACAUUGCAGUCGAUGUUGGCGGGUCUCUGGCCAAAGUCGUGUAUUUCACACGAUCCCGCUCGUCAUCAGAUCCUCCAUCGCAAUCGCAAGCCUCGACUUCUCGUGCGCCGCCGCCGCCUCGUGCCGUCUCUCCCCUCGCUGCUACACCUUCGCGGGGCCACUCGCGCCAGUCGUCUGCCAAUGGCGUGGUAGGCCACCCGAGGACACCUAGUGCCGGCGGCAGCAGCGAUCAAGGUGUCGCCUCUCACCCAACACCAAGCGGCACCCUCACCCCAACUGCCAUCUUCAGCGACGCAAAGCACCACCACUCGCCUCACAUCGGCUCAGCAGUCAGCAGCGCCAUGCGAUCGUCCUUCCUCAAGAGGCGGUCACUGCCUGCGGCGUUGCCUGGUGGCAGGCUCAACUUUAUCAAAUUUGAGACGUCGGAUAUCGAGUCGUGCAUUUCAUUCUUGCAAGAGUUGAUUGAGAAUUCGGCAAGGGCGAAUCGGGUGACGAUUGAGGAGAUGAGGCGGGGAGUCAAGCUGAUGGCUACGGGGGGUGGGGCGCAUAUGUUUUACGAGCGGUUCGAGGAGGCGUUGGGGGUUGAGGUGCAGCGAGAGGACGAGAUGGGCUGCUUGAUCACGGGCCUCAACUUUAUCACACUCAUCCCAGACGAGGUCUUCUGGUACAGCGACGAGCUCGUCAGCGCUCUCCACUCGCCGCUGCCGUCGAGUAGUGACGUGCGAGGCGACCCGUCUUCCUCCCCUUCCUCGUCCAGCCCUUCUUCUGGCUCCCCACCGCAAGAUCCCAACUCCUCUCUCCCCCGCCCUUCCCCCAACCCACCCCUCUACGCCCCCAUGUUCGACAGCAACCCACUUCCCAAGCUCCCCUGCCUCCUCGUCAACAUCGGCUCCGGCGUCAGCAUCAUCAAGGUCGACGACUUUGGCAAAUUUGAGCGCGUGAGCGGGACCAGCCUGGGCGGCGGCACGCUGUGGGGUCUGCUCAGCCUCCUCACAGACGCCGAAUCGUUCGACGAGAUGCUCGAGCUGUCCGAGCGGGGCGACAAUGGUGCGGUGGACCUCCUCGUCUCGGAUGUCUAUGGCAACUCGAAUGCGCUCAACGCCUUUGGCCUCAAGUCGACGACGAUUGCCUCGUCCUUUGGCAAGGUUUUCCGCAAGGAGGAGAGCAAGAGCAAGACAGGAGGGAGAAAGAAGCGAUUCAAGGCCGAAGAUAUAUGCAAGAGUUUGCUUUACGCGGUGUCGAAUAAUAUUGGGCAGAUUGCGCAUAUGACUGCGGAGAAGUACGACUUGGAUAGGAUCUAUUUUGGAGGGUGCUUCAUCAGAGGGCAUCAGGCGACGAUCUCGACGCUCAGCUAUGCGAUCAGGUUCUGGAGCAAGGGAACGAAGAGAGCCUUCUUUCUACGCCACGAAGGCUACCUCGGCGCCAUUGGCGCAUGGAUCAAGCACCUCGACGAUGCGCCCGUAUCUGCA